This is a messenger RNA of Candidula unifasciata, 495 nucleotides long. Lineage: Eukaryota; Metazoa; Mollusca; Gastropoda; Stylommatophora; Geomitridae. The record is from the annotation of a GenBank genome assembly.
AUGGAUGACGGAAAUGGGGACAGUGAAGAUGGCAGUCUGAUGAUAGCAGAUAUGCAUGAGGGAAAAGACACUGAUGAUACAGACAAGGAGUCUGGACAUUCUGAGGAGGAAGAAGAACAGGCACAGCUUGUCUUCAAUGGCACCAUGACACGUAGACAGUCCAAGCAGUUCCAGGACUCCGGCAGCAAUUUUGCAGUGUUUUCAGUACGACCAGGUGGCAAGUCAAAGAACCGGACCUGCGAGUACUGUGGAGUUCUUAAAGCCACUCCUGCGGCCCUCAUUCGACAUAUACGCAAACAUACAGGAGAGAAGCCUUUUGUGUGCCAGCUGUGUGGUAAGGCAUACAAAGCCAAGAGGAGUCUUCACAUGCACCAGAAUUCUCACCACAGAGAGUCGGGGCAGAUGCUGCCUCCGAACCCAUCUUCCUUGCCCACCCAGGUACCCAUCACGUCACCUGUUCUAAUGCAAACUUCCCCAACACCUGCCAUCUCUGAG